AUGGCUGAAUGCAUCGAUCCAGAAGACGAAUACGAUACUGGUGUUCAAGAAGACGAAGACAUGCUCGAUGAAAGUCGCCCGGCUACGAAUCCCUGGGACCAAGAUGUCUCGAUGCUGAAUAUAACCACGAAGACUUUUGGUACUGGCGAACGAGGUUGGGUGGGCAGAACUGUGAAAAUCAGACAAGUUGCUAGACGCUGGUGUAAGUUCCAAAAACUGGAGGAUUACGGCGCGGAAUGUAGUGAGCAGUAG
Messenger RNA from Aureobasidium uvarum, 252 nucleotides. The record is from the annotation of a GenBank genome assembly. NCBI's taxonomy places the organism in Eukaryota, Fungi, Ascomycota, Dothideomycetes, Dothideales, Saccotheciaceae.